This is a messenger RNA of Conger conger (European conger), 4364 nucleotides long. Its product is annotated as dynamin-1-like protein. The coding region runs from base 263 to 2308 and encodes 681 amino acids. Gene Ontology annotation, molecular function: GTPase activity; GTP binding; microtubule binding. Lineage: Eukaryota; Metazoa; Chordata; Actinopteri; Anguilliformes; Congridae. The record is from RefSeq and is a predicted model, not a curated record. Gene Ontology annotation, cellular component: mitochondrion; membrane; microtubule. Gene Ontology annotation, biological process: mitochondrial fission. The transcript has 18 exons.
UCAGAAGAAGACCGUAAUGGGAACGUAGAAUUUGAAGGGAAAUAGCAGUAGCUGUUUGUCACUAUUUUAAAAUGAUCUUAUAAGGAAUAAUGGAGUGAACACCGUGGUGUAGGACUAAGACGAGAAUUCACUGCUGUGUCUGUUUGAGGAUCAGGGAGAUUGCCUGUCUCUUAUUUUCCAGAGGAUAUAAUCGCCGUUUCCCCAUUCCUUCCCCGCUCUCUCUAUAUUGCGCACACACAGUGUUGGUUUCAAGCAGGCCGAGAUGGAGACUCUUAUUCCCAUCAUUAACCGGCUUCAAGAAGUCUUCCUUACUGUUGGUGCUGAGGUCAUUCACCUGCCCCAGAUCGUGGUGGUUGGAACACAGAGCAGUGGCAAGAGCUCGGUUCUGGAGAGCUUGGUGGGACGGGACUUUCUGCCCCGGGGUUCAGGGAUAGUGACACGGAGGCCCCUGGUGCUACAGCUUGUCAACGUCCCCCCUUUGGAAGAAAGAACGCACGCAGACAACGGAAAUGGGACAAAACAAAAGUCUCAGAACAGCUACCCAGGGAUCAAAGCUGAAGAAUGGGGCACGUUCCUCCACUGUAAAAACCAGAUAUUUACGGAUUUCGGUGAAAUCCGCAAGGAGAUUGAGGAAGAGACGGCUCGCCUCUCUGGGGACAACAAGGGGAUCAACUCAGAGCCCAUCCAUUUAAAGAUCUUCUCUCCUCAUGUCCUUAAUCUCACUUUGGUGGACCUUCCGGGUAUCACCAAGGUCCCAGUGGGCGACCAACCCGAAGACAUUGAAAGUCAGGUGCAAGAGAUGAUCCUAUCCUUCAUCUCCAACCCCAACUCACUCAUCCUCUCGGUGUCGCCCGCCAACUCUGACCUGGCCACGUGUGACGCCCUCAAACUGGCUCGAGAGGUGGACCAAGAUGGUCGUAGGACUCUGCUCGUGGUCAGUAAGCUGGACUUAAUGGACGCCGGUACCGAUGCUCUGGAGGUUCUCCUGGGCCGGGUCAUUCCCGUUCGGUUGGGCAUCAUUGGGGUGGUUAACAGGAGCCAGCACGACAUUAACACGCGGAAGAGCGUGGCGGACUGCGCGCGGGACGAACAGGCCUUCCUGCAGCGCCACUACCCCUCCCUGGCCUCUCGCUGCGGCUCACGCUACCUGGCCCGCAGCCUGAGCCGGCUGCUCAUGCACCACAUCCGCGACUGCCUGCCCGAGCUCAAGACCCGGGUCAACGUGCUGAGCGCCCAGUACCAGGCCCGGCUCAGCAGCUACGGCCAGCCCGUGGAGGACCACAGCGCCACCUUGCUGCAGAUCGUCACCAAGUUCGCCAGUGACUACUGCAGCACCAUCGAGGGCACCGCCCGCUACAUCCAGACCUCCGAGCUCUGCGGGGGAGCUCGUAUCUGCUACAUCUUCCACGAGACGUUCGGGCGCACGCUGCAGUCUAUUGACCCCCUGGGUGGCCUGACUGAGAUGGACAUCCUCACUGCCAUCCGCAACGCCACGGGUCCGCGCCCUGCUCUUUUUGUGCCGGAGGUCUCCUUCGAGCUGCUGGUGAAGAAACAGAUUAAGCGUCUGGAGGAGCCGAGUCUCCGCUGUGUGGAGCUGGUGCACGAGGAGCUCCAGAGAAUCAUCCAGCACUGCUCCGCCUACAGCACACAGGAGCUAUUACGCUUUCCAAAACUGCACGACUCCAUUGUGGAGGUGGUGACCGGUCUACUGAGGAAGAGACUGCCCGUCACCAAUGAGAUGGUGCAUAACUUGGUGGCGAUAGAGCUGGCCUACAUCAACACGAAACACCCAGACUUCACUGACGCUGCUCAGGUUUCCGCUUCGGUCAACAGCCAACAGACAGAGACCCUCCAGGAUGGAGGGAAGCGCUGGAAGACUGAAAAAGCGGUGGAGGAGAAGCCAGCGGGGGAAAAGAGCAAGGCUUCAGGGUCUGCCUUCAGCAGCCCCACCAAGGGUCAGGCCAUCAACCUGCUGGACACGGCUGUGCCUGUGUCUCGCAGACUGAGCGCUCGGGAACAGCGGGACUGCGAGGUCAUCCAGCGCCUCAUCAAGUGCUACUUCCUCAUCGUCCGCAAGAGCAUCCAGGACAGUGUACCCAAGACGGUGAUGCACUUCCUGGUGAACCACGUGAAGGAGCGACUGCAGAGUGAGCUGGUGGGGCAGCUGUACAAACAGCCCCUCCUGCGAGAUCUGCUUAUAGAGUCUCAGGACACGGCGCAGCAGAGGACAGAGGUCGCGCAGAUGCUGGAGGCUCUUCAAAAAGCCAGCCAGAUCAUCUCUGAGAUCCGGGAAACACACCUGUGGUAGCCAGACACCAGCCUGGGGAGGACCGUACCAUGCCCUUACCGGAGGCAUGUCCAAUAGUGUGUGUGUGUGUGUGUGUGUGUGUGAGAGAGGUUGUGUGUAUGUGUGAGUGUGCACGUGGAUCGAUCUCAUACCAACAGGCACACCACCUGCUGGUUUGUGGGGCAAUGCAUUUUGGGGUUAUUAAUCCAGUUGGCCAAAGAAAUAUGGCUAAUUGAAAAUUUCUUCUCUGGUUUGAGAGCUAAACACUGAGGCUGUUUGUGUUUCAUGUGAGAAUAACAUCUUAGGGUUGUACUGGGUCAAUGCAUUGAGGCAGAAAUGGCUUCUGCCAUCGAUAAGAAAUCAGGAUUAAACAUAUUCCAUCAUUAGGAAAGUUUGCUUAACACAACACCAUUAAAGUUUAAUCCCAUGUCUGGCAAUGACAGGCUAGUUAUACUUGUCAGGUUUCUCAAUCAAUAGUCCCAUUCACAGACCACUGCAGAAUAUUGUGAUUGGUUGUAUAUAACCAAACGACAAAUACGGAUUAAGUUCUGGGACAGUUCUGUAAACAAACCACCUAUUUUAGUACUGAUGCAAAACCAAAUAAUGGGCUUGCAUUUUAUACAUCGAUUUUAAUUCCAAAUUCUAAUUCAAUUAGCAUGAAGCAUGAUGUCACUGUGAAGGGAAAACACAUCUAAAUAUAAUGGCUAUUCUUUAACUGCAUCCCAAACUUUAACCUUGCAUAAACUUUCCACUGGUUCGGUCUCUUCUUGGUAUAUUUUUCUAUGGCUAAAGGUUGUUAUUGUUAUUUGAGUGCUUUGCCAAGCACAACAAAAUUACAUGGUGGAGGCAGAAAAAUGGAGACUGUGUGAUAUAUGGUGUAUGAUGUGUUUACUUUUGUUGGGAUUGAUAUCCAUGUAAUAAGAACAUUCCCUUUCUCUCCAGCACCCCUCAAUUACCUCUAUCCUUUCAAGAGAAAGUAUCUCUUGUAUGGAGUGAUGCAUGAUGCUUGCAUUGCAUAAUAUAAUGGGCAGCUACCACAAUUCAGUCAUGUUUGGCAUUUAUAUUUAUAUAGUGGACUCAUGUCCACUGUAUACUUCUGAAGAGCUUAUGAACAACCACUUGAACAUAGAAACUGUAUCGUUUGUGAAAUAUCAUGGUAGAUUUAGCAUUCAAACCAAAGUAGAUAUUAUGGAUCCCAACAGUACAAGGAGUCUGUGGAACAAAGAGUUCAUGCAUAGGAAUGGAUGUUGUACAAGUAGAUUGGAAGAUGCCUUUGUGAGAUAUGAGACGUAAUGUUUGCACAAGUUCAUUUCUUAGAUUUUUUUUCUUCUGACUUGCACAGCUGUGUUCCCAUAGAGGGUGCAUAGAAGUUAAGAGCUACAGGUUCAUGCUUUUGAACUUAACUUCCAAUGAGUGCCGUUGCACAACAUUUUGCCCAUAGAACUCAUUCCAGGUGUCUCAGGGACAGAUGGGAAGCCCAGUUAAAUGAGGUCACUCACCCAUAGGGACUUUGGGUCCUUCAUACUGCAGUUCACCUGGUCCAUUAAAACCUUGUGCAGAGGAAAGUCCUUCUGUUGGUGCACUUAUAUGUGUUUGCAUAUGUAGUUGUCUGCCCCAUUAUAAAUGUUGAUCCCCAAGAAUGUUCCUCUAUCUUAGCCUUUCAUUGACUUUGUGGAUUUUCUGGCACUGGAAUUGAGAUUGUUAUAUAUUUUUCUACCCAAGAUAAGAUGGUAGAAACAAGCCAAAAGACAAGGAAGUGGUUCAUUGUAUGUGCUUUUGAUUGUGUCAUUGGUUACAGUUUGCUGAAGAGAAUAAACCCUAUACUGUUAGAAGUUGAUGAAAAGGACCAUCUAUCAGAUACACUGCCUUCAACAUAGGAAGACAGUGCACAUCUAUAUUUAUGUACGUAGGUGUAUGUUUUUAGGUGUGACUGAGUAUGCAUUUUUGUAUUGUGAUUUUGUUAUAAAUUAACUGCCUGAAAGUGCUUGCCUGCCAAUUUUUGUGGUACUCCGUGGUGUAACGAUGUCUGUCCUGAUAGUAUGAUAAGGGGGAACCAUUAAAACCAUGUGAGAACACA